Messenger RNA from Orbicella faveolata, 3479 nucleotides. RefSeq names its product SWI/SNF-related matrix-associated actin-dependent regulator of chromatin subfamily A member 5-like. Gene Ontology annotation, molecular function: ATP hydrolysis activity; nucleosome binding; ATP-dependent chromatin remodeler activity. Gene Ontology annotation, biological process: nucleosome organization. The record is from RefSeq and is a predicted model, not a curated record. NCBI's taxonomy places the organism in Eukaryota, Metazoa, Cnidaria, Anthozoa, Scleractinia, Merulinidae. Gene Ontology annotation, cellular component: chromatin; nucleus.
CCAAAAUUGUCUUCCCGGCUUUUUACAUUGAUCGGUGAAAGUCGCUCUUCUUUUCCACGGAAAACAUGCCUAAUUACGAAGACGGAGAGUCGUCAAGCAGCGAAAGCACCACCCCAGAGGAGUCUGGUGAUGAAGCCGAAGAGAAAGCCCCAACCCCAAAGGGCCCAUCUGUGCCGUUCCAGGCUGCACCUCAGGAUUAUGAAGAGAAACUGGAACGAGAUAAAGCCACAAGGUUUAACUACCUGUUGAAACGGACAGAGAUCUUUGCCCAUUUUAUGAACACCACAAGAUCCAAGAAACAACCAACAAGUCCUUUGAAAAUAAAAGCGCCACAGUUUCCAAGCAGAUCAAGGAAGUUAUCGGACUGUGGAGAUCAUCGUCAUCGUCGUACAGAGCAAGAAGAAGACGAGGAGUUGAUUAGUCAAAAUAAGCAUGCUCAGACCUCUGUUGUCCACUUUGAUCAGAACCCUCACUAUAUCAAGAAUGGAGAAAUGAGAGAUUAUCAGCUGAGGGGUCUAAAUUGGCUGAUAUCUUUGUUUGAGAAUGGAAUCAAUGGAAUUCUGGCUGAUGAAAUGGGUCUUGGCAAGACACUCCAGACAAUUUCUUUGUUGGGUUACAUGAAGCACUUUAGAGAAAUGUCAGGCCCUCAUCUUGUAAUCGUUCCAAAGUCCACAUUAGCUAACUGGAUGUCGGAGUUCAACAGAUGGUGUCCGACCAUAAGGGCUGUCUGCCUGAUAGGUACUCAGGAGCAAAGAGCAGCAUUUAUCCGCGACACCAUGCUUCCAGGAGAGUGGGACACUUGCGUUACUUCAUAUGAGAUGGUCCUAAGAGAGAAGGCUGUGUUUAAGAAGUUUGCUUGGAGAUACAUCAUCAUUGAUGAGGCACACAGGAUCAAGAAUGAGAAGUCUAAGCUCUCAGAGAUUGUAAGAGAACUCAGGUCGACAAAUCGUCUGCUGUUGACAGGAACUCCAUUGCAGAACAAUCUUCAUGAGCUGUGGUCACUGCUUAACUUUCUGCUGCCUGAUGUUUUCAGCUCAGCUGAUGAUUUUGAUGCUUGGUUCAACACCAACUCUCUUGUUGAAGAAAAACAGCUGGUGGAACGUCUUCACUCGGUUCUGAGGCCAUUCCUUCUGCGUCGUCUCAAGGCCGAUGUUGAAACAAAACUUUUGCCAAAAAAGGAGACGAAGAUUUAUGUAGGGCUUACAAAGAUGCAGAGAUUUUGGUACACCAAGAUCCUCAUGAAGGACAUUGAUGUUGUUAAUGGAGCUGGCAAAUCAGACAAGAUGCGACUCCUGAACAUUCUCAUGCAGCUUCGCAAGUGCACCAACCACCCUUACUUGUUUGAUGGCGCUGAACCAGGUCCCCCUUACACCACUGAUCAACAUCUUGUUGACAACAGUGGUAAACUGCGUGUUCUGGACAAACUGCUUGUCCGACUCCAACAAGAAGGUUCUAGAGUCCUGAUUUUCUCUCAGAUGACAAGAGUGUUGGACAUCCUGGAAGAUUACUGUCUGUGGAAAGGAUUUGAGUACUGCCGCCUGGACGGACAGACACCUCAUGAGGAGAGACAGGCAUCAAUCAAUGCUUACAACAUGCCAGGCAGUGAGAAGUUUGUGUUUAUGUUGAGUACCAGAGCAGGUGGUCUCGGAAUCAAUCUUGCCACAGCAGACAUUGUUAUUCUGUAUGACAGCGACUGGAAUCCACAAGUUGAUCUCCAAGCCAUGGAUCGGGCCCAUCGUAUUGGUCAAAAGAAACAAGUACAUGUGUUCAGGUUUAUCACAGAAAGCACAGUGGAGGAAAGGAUUGUGGAACGAGCAGAGAUGAAGCUCAGACUUGAUGCUAUUGUCAUCCAACAAGGCCGUCUUGUUGAUCCCAGCCUGAAGGUCAGCAAAGAUGAAAUGCUAAACAUGAUCCGUCACGGCGCAGAUGAAGUGUUUGCUUCAAAAGAUGAAGAAAUCACAGAUGAAGACAUUGAUGCCAUCUUGAAGAAAGGAGAGAAGAAGACUGCAGAGUUGGCUGAGAAGAUGAAGCAGUUUGGUGAGGGUUCGCUGAGAAAACUUGCCAUGGAUGCACCAACAGAGAGUAUCUUUCAUUUUGAGGGGGAAGAUUACAAAGAGAAGCGUAAGACUGGCGGCCUCCCGCGUUGGAUUGAGCCUCCCAAGAGAGAGCGUAAAGCUAACUAUGCUGUGGACGCUUACUUCAGGGAGAUGCUGAGAGUUAGCGAGCCUAAAGCACCAAAGGCUCCUCGGCCGCCGAAGCAGCCCAAUGUACAAGACUACCAAUUUUUCCCACCCAGGCUGUUUGAACUGUUGGACAAAGAAAUUUAUGCAUACAGGAAGAGCAUCGGCUACAAGGUUCCCAGGGACCCGGAGGACCCUCAAGGAGCUGAUAGGCAGAAAGAAGAACAGAGGUUGAUAGACGAGUCUGAACCGCUUAACGAGGAGGAAACUGCCGAAAAAGAGCAACUCCUACAAGAGGGCUUCACAAACUGGUCCAAGCGUGAAUUCAACCAGUUUAUCAAGGCUUGCGAGAAAUACGGUCGUGAUGACUUGGACAACAUCUGCCAGGAUGUCGAAGGCAAGACACCUGAGGAAGUACGCGCCUACUCCGCUGUCUUCUGGGAACGAAAAGACGAAAUGACAGACAUUGAGAAGAUUAUGGCGCAGAUCGAACGAGGAGAAGCCAAGAUUCAACGAAGGAUCAGCAUCAAGAAGGCACUGGAGGCUAAGAUGGCUCGUUACCGUUCUCCGUUCCAUCAGAUGAGAAUCGCGUAUGGAACAAACAAGGGAAAGAACUACACUGAAGAAGAAGAUCGCUUCUUGAUUUGCAUGCUACACAAACUUGGAUUUGACAAGGAGAACGUGUACGAAGAGCUAAGGAUGGCUUGCAGGAGUGCACCACAAUUCCGGUUUGACUGGUUUCUUAAAUCCAGGACAGCCCAGGAACUUCAACGCCGUUGUAACACGCUGAUUACAUUAAUCGAACGAGAAAUGAUGGAGCUUGAGGAGAAAGAAAAGGCAGAGAGGAAGAAGCGAGGGAAGUCUGCCGGGGGUACACCCAAGGCCCAGACGCCUAGCAAGGAUGAAAAGAAGAGAAAAGCUGAUGGAACUCCUGACGGCCGCGGUCGCAAGAAGAAGAAACAGUAGCCUGGAGAUAAAUGAACUAGCUUUAAUAAAUAAAUCAACUCGUUAUGCUUUCUCCCCAGUUUUGAAUCAUGAUUAAUCCAUCUUCCUUGUAUUAUAGCUGCAUAAGAAUCAUAUUUGUCUUUGUUUUAAGUUUAUUGGUAUCAAGUCCCCUGCUCUGGCUUAGGUUUACUUAAGUUUUAUAAUUUUCUAUCAACCAUGUCGAUCGCAGAAAUGGCAAUUUGGAAAGUACUCUGGUAUGAACCGAACCGAUUUCUCAGAAUAACUCAUGAAAAGUACUGUAGAUCCAAGUUUUUUAAUGGUAAAUUGAAUAUUAAAGAUGCCUUAUUGUGCGAA